AUGAAACCUCCCCCUGGAUUCAUUCCUUCUGAUCCCACCAAAGUUUUGAAAUUAAAGAAGUCAUUGUAUGGUCUUAAGCAAGCCUCUAGACAGUGGCAUGCUAAGCUUUCUACAGCAUUAAAAUCAAAGGGCUAUAUUCAAUCCAAGAAUGAUUAUUCCCUUUUUUACAAAGAUAUAGGCAAGCAUAUUAUAUUUGUAGCAGUCUAUGUGGAUGACAUUUUGCUCACUGGCAAUCAUUUGGAGGAAAUGAAUGAUCUGAAAGCCUACCUGCAUUCUACCUUCAAGAUCAAAGAUUUGGGUUCUUUACAUUAUUUUCUUGGCAUAGAAAUCUUAGAAACAUCUCAUGGUGUGAUCAUGACACAAAGAAAAUUUGCAGCAGAAUUAUUAAAGGAAUUUGAUCACCUCAACGCCACUCCUGCACAUUGUCCUUUGGAACCUAGACUGCAAUUGAGACCUGAUUCUGGCAAGCCUAUUACAGAUCCUAGCCUAUACAGAAAAUUGGUUGGAAAGUUGAAUUACUUGACUAAUACAAGGCCUGAUCUUGCCUAUGUCGUACAGUUUUUAAGUCAGUUCUUGCAAGAUCCAAGAGAACCUCACUGGCAAGCUGCUCUGCAUACUUUAAGAUAUUUGAGUAAGGAUUAUACUAAAGGCAUUUAUCUCAAUGCAUCUACUGAUUUGAACCUUGAAGCUUAUUGUGACUCAGAUUGGGCUUCCUGUCCCAACACCAGGAGGUCUGUCAGUGGCUAUUUUAUCCUUCUAGGUGGUAGUCCUAUUUCAUGGAAGAGCAAGAAGCAAGCUACUGUUUCUUUAAGCUCAGCAGAGACUGAAUAUAGGUCAAUGCGCAGGGUUACAACAGAACUUGCAUGGCUUACCAGGUUGUUAUAUGAAUUCACUGUGCCUACUGUUGUUCCUAUGCCUCUCAAAUGUGAUAGUCAGGCUGCUAUCUACAUUGCCAGGAACCCAGUCUAUCACGAGCGCACUAAACAUAUUGCUCUUGAUUGCCAUUUCGUGCGAGAAAAGUUGUAG
Molecule: messenger RNA, 1026 nt
Organism: Amaranthus tricolor (Joseph's coat)
Lineage: Eukaryota; Viridiplantae; Streptophyta; Magnoliopsida; Caryophyllales; Amaranthaceae
Exons: 1
Coding region: 1-1026 (341 amino acids)
Source: RefSeq, a predicted model, not a curated record